AUGAUGCCUGAAUAAUACUUUACAGCAAAUAUGUGUAACUCUUCCAUUCCGUUUUUAGGUUUGAGAUAGUAUUCUACCUAACCAGGGGAAGUCACUCUAUUGCUGAGUGCUCGUAGUGAACUGAACGAAGUAAUAUUUAUACCUGUUGUAGUUUGUCUGUGGUCCUUGGAGAGGACGCAAAAAUGGUGUUAGGAUCCAUCUCCGACAAGGGUAGCCACUGUCUCGAAGCAGAUGACAACUUACUGGUAGCCAGUUCCCCUCAAACAUCCGACAAAACCCACUUGUUGUCAAAAUGCGGGAGUCGUGUGUUGAGCCAGGCCAACGUGCAACAGUGUCGAUUAUACGAUCGUCGCUGUCAAACACUAUUUGAGUAUUUACACUAUGGUAUUUCAGACACCUCAGUCACAGCAAGAAAAACAGGCCACUUUGGUUCUCUCCUGCUGUCGAUGAGGUGUGCCUUCUGUCGCCGACAGGGAAAUCAGCCAUGCAUCGAUCGAGUUUGUUCCUUGAUAUCAGAAAGUCACUAAAUAUGGCGAGACGAUAACUACACACGAGUGAGUGAGUGAGUAGCGGUUUAUGACGUUAGUGACAAUAUUCAAGCAAUAUACCAUGUAUAGGAAUAAAUUUGUUUGGUAGCCACACCGCGUUUUUCCUAGGAUCAUGCAUUAAACGAUGACUAAGUUGAUGCAUUGCAUUGUGUCCCAAUUGCGUCGAUCGAUGCUCAUGAUAUCAAUCACGAAAUGUCUGGUCCAGUCUCGAUUAUUUACAGACAGCUGUAACCAUACUCCCUCACUCACUCAAAGGAUUAUAAAACGAUACUAAUGUAUAUUCUAUGACGAACUUUUGUUUUAUUUUGGCAUUAUGAAAUAAAAAAUGCAGUUUUCAUCAAAAAUGCAAUGCAGAUAAUGCCGAUGUAGAGAUGAUGAUGUUCAGUGGUGACCGCAAAUAAAGAAUUGUUUGAUUCAAA
This is a messenger RNA of Haliotis rufescens (red abalone), 967 nucleotides long. RefSeq lists its product as uncharacterized. The transcript is spliced from 3 exons. NCBI's taxonomy places the organism in Eukaryota, Metazoa, Mollusca, Gastropoda, Lepetellida, Haliotidae. Bases 183 to 527 code for a protein of 114 amino acids. The record is from RefSeq and is a predicted model, not a curated record.